UCGCUCUUACCAUUUUUGCAUAUGAAAGGAGCGGCAAGAAACAGAGGGUAGUGAAUUGUGUUAGUCAGGUCUGGCGUCAGGAAGAAACGGCAAGCGGAUGGUGGAAGUGAUAUGUAUUCGAUGAGAGGCCUUGGAGAUGACGAACCAUGGUCGCAGGUACAGCAGGCGGUUGAUGCCAGUGCCGCUAAACUCGGGUCAGCGCGAUCUGGCCCGAGCUUCAAAUAAUCGCGUUUCGUGAAGACGUCACUGCCUGGUUGCCUAGUUUCACUUUUCUGCAUACCUCAACCUCGGAUCACGUUCAUUAUCACCAUGGCCAGCUCCAGUGGGACUCACAACCCUGCGCGGCCAAAGCGCGCUGGCGAGCAGUUCACGCGAACCCACCACAUGGACGGCGACGAACCAUCGACCAAGAAACCCCGCUUCGACCCGCGCAACCCCUCUACGCUCGCUCCGGAUGCAGUCGAUGAUGAAGACCCUGCCCUUGAAGCCGACGUUAUAGGGAAAGGCGCGGGCAUCAAGCGAAAUGCGGUCAACAUCGACGGCUACGACUCGGACAGCUCUACGGAGAACUUCGAUGCGCGCGCAGAAGCCCGAGCCAACAAAGACGAGCCAACAAAGACCGAAGAUGACGAUGACGACGACAUGUUCGCGGAGGAGGACAAGGAUAACGAGAUGGAUGAGGAAUCACGGAGAGACCAGACAAAAAAGAAGAAGCUGCGAUUCCUGGACAACCACGAGAUCGAGGGCCAGGAAGCGGACAGUAAGGCGGGAGGUCAUGUCGCUGUCGACUUCACCAAAGGUCCGAAGAGCAGGACCGAAGACGUAGAGAGCAGCAGCGACGAAGGCGAUGACGAGCUACGCGACCAGAUCGAUCCCGACAUGGAUGAGGAGCUCGGUGCAGGCAGCAAGAAGAAGCAUGCGCCCAAGCUAGAUGCUUUCAACAUGAGUGCCGAGCAAGAAGAGGGCCGAUUUGACGAAGCCGGAAAUUUCGUGCGCAAGGCCUUCGACCCGGAAGCCGCUCAAGACUCGUGGUUGGACGGCAUAUCGAAGAAGGACAUCAAGAAGGCAAAGGAAGCGCAGGAAAAAUUGGAUGCGGAGCGAAAGGCACGGGAACGAGCUGAAGACUCCAUCGUCACCAGCGACGUCUUGUCGGCUCUCAUCGCACAUCUGGACGUUGGCGAGACGCCUAUGGAAGCUCUCGUGCGAUAUGGCAAAGCAGCACCGAAGAAGCCGGCCAAAAGCUGGACUAAGAAGAAGAAGAGCCAGGCUAUGGACGUCGAUUCGGAGCCGUCGCAAGACUCUGCAGCCAUCAAGGCAAAAGAGGUCAUCGAUUCUAUAACCGAAUGUGCAAGUCGGCUGUCCGAUCGCGGCGUCGAGGACAUCUACGAGCUGCCCCGCGAAUCCAUCAUGCGACAAUACAAGCGCGAGACGGGAGAAGAUUGGAAGAAUCCAAAUCCGCAAUCAGUGCAAUGGGAGUUUCACUGGCUCAAUGCACCAGAAGGUGAGAUCAACGGCCCCUAUGACCAAGCGACCAUGCAAGCAUGGGAGGCGAGCGGGCAGUUUGCAGCAGGUGCCGAGUUCCGACGCAUUGGUGAGACUGAAUUCUCGCGACUGCUCGACUUUGAGGACUGAACGGGUAUGCAAUGGACGUGGGAAGAGGCACGUUGUCCUGAGCUAUACCCUUGCCCAAACCAACUCUAGGGAUAUACACGUUAUUCCACGGUACAUUCGACAAGGAAAGUGACAGUGUAUACCUUUAGGGUGUGGUAUAGGUGGGUACAGGUCACAAGAAGCGAGCUCCUUCGCCAGCACAGCCACCAUGACUUUCGCCUGUCGCGUAAUCGUCAGCAGAAGGGUGACAAGUCGCUCUAGAGUGUUCUCUAGCCA
Messenger RNA from Alternaria alternata, 1887 nucleotides. RefSeq lists its product as hypothetical. The coding region runs from base 310 to 1632 and encodes 440 amino acids. Gene Ontology annotation, cellular component: U5 snRNP. The record is from RefSeq and is a predicted model, not a curated record. Gene Ontology annotation, molecular function: protein binding. Lineage: Eukaryota; Fungi; Ascomycota; Dothideomycetes; Pleosporales; Pleosporaceae. The transcript has a single exon.